Messenger RNA from Geodia barretti, 5248 nucleotides. The record is from the annotation of a GenBank genome assembly. Lineage: Eukaryota; Metazoa; Porifera; Demospongiae; Tetractinellida; Geodiidae.
AUGAUAGUGAUAGCCCUCCGGAGUACUCCGACCGUUACUCCAAAUCGUCGUCGUCACGGAGACGCUACUCCCAGUCGCGCUCUCGUUCCCGCAGCCGUGAUCGCUAUGGCAACAGUCGGAGCUCUAAAAGUCGCCCGUGGAGACGACAGUGACUAUUCGGACUAUGGAGGGGAUCGUUCCGAUAAGAAGAGUUAUCACACAAGUGUGUACAGUGACUUCUCGGGAUCAGAUUUUUCCGAAGAAGAUCGUUACUCUCGUCAACGUCGCCACGGCGACUAUGACUCUGACGACGAUUAUCGGGAGAGGUCGAGCGAGCGUCGCUCUCGGAGGUCGCGAAACGAAGACGAAAGGUCGACGUCAAGGAGACGCAAACAUCGAUCUCGUUCGCGGUCGCGCUCAAAGGAGUCGCGUGGUUCGGGAAAACAUCGUCGUAGUAAGGACAAAACCGGUAUCAGCGAUAAGAAGAAGAGGAAGAAGGAAAAGAAGGAGAAGAAGCACAAGAAAGAUCGCAAGGACGAGAACGAGCCUCCAAAACCACCAAAGAAAGUCACAGUAGGUCGCGUUGGUAAAGUCAGCUCUCUGCGUACUCUGUCUUCAGACAAUACGACCACGGGGGAAGGAGACACGCCUCUGGACAAGGCCCAGGCAGCCAUCGCUGAGAGCAUCGACGAGAAGCAGAAGCAGGAGAGAGAAAUGCUGGAAAAGCGGGAAGAGAGCAAGCGACUGGAGAGCAAGAUACAGCAACACGUGCAGGGUCAUGGCGGACACUCCGGCGGUGGAGGACAACCGGCUCAGGUUGUCACCGGGGCUUACUCUGGGUACCCUACCACUGCGGCACAAGGAGGGUACUAUUCCGGAUUGUACCCCGGCUACCAGUAUCCUGGGUAUGCGACUGGGACGGGAUGGAACCCGGCCCAGUGGAGUGGAACCGAGUACCAGCAGUACGUACAACAACAACAGGCUGGAACUGGGGAACAGCAGUAUGGAAACGUGGAAACCGGAGAACAGCAAUACGGAAUUACGACCAGUUUGCAGCAGUAUGUAGGAGAUGGGGGAGCAUCAGGGAAUAAAACUCGGGCGUACGGAGGAACAGAUGCGCAAGGAACUGGGGAUCAGGUGCCUAAAGAGACAACUGGGCAUCCGGCAGAUGUUGUUACGGCUCAAAAAGCGGACAAACAAAAGAGUGAAGGUGAAGAUGUGUCUGAAAGCAUGGAACAGGGACACGGGGGUUCCGGAACCGGAGAUGUUGGAACUGGAAUCGGGGAACCGGAGAUUGGGAACCAGACUACGUCAUUUGCAAGGGAAGGAGACACGGAUGAUCUCAGAUCAGUCGAAUGUGUGGAUCAACAAGCACCAAUUGAAAUACAACCUCCUCCACCGCCACCUCCAGAUGUCGCCAUGUCAACAAGUUCCCAUGACAACGAGAUUGUUGCCAUGCCGACCGUAUCCACGGGUGACGAUGAACAAGACACCGCGGUAGUCUCGGAGGCACCGGAAGCCAGCGAGGGAGUAGAGGGGGAGAGGGAGGGAAGAGGGGAGGAGGUGGAAGAAACGGCAGAGUGUGAGAUGGAGAUAGACAGUGGAGGGAGUUCCCCGGUGGAAGUGGCUCCACCCAUUGUCCUCGGUGCCGACAAACAGGGAGGUGACGGGGCUUCAGAAGUGGGUGGAGUCGGGGGAGGGCUUCGUGAUGCUGGACCUUCAGAAGGUGUUUCUGCACUCUCUGGUGGUCGUCAUGACGACGACGACGAUGCAGGUCCAGAGAGCAGUCCGGAGCCCCUCCCACCUGGAAUGGAGCCCGAGUUGACGUCGGGGAAUUCCCCUGCCCCCUUGCCUCCUGGAGAAGAUGUUGUAGCUGUGGAGGAUGGGGCUACCAAGUUACCUGAGAAUGGAACGGAGACUGAGGAACCAGCCCCUCCUGGAAUGGAACCUGACCAGCCAAUUCCUCCCCCUCCUCCUCCUCCAGAGGUGAAAGAAAGCAAAUCAGAUUUGCAAACUCCUCCACCUCUACAAUCGGAUACUACUCCAUCCGCUCCCCCGCCCCCUCCUGUUACCACGGAUACCGGAGUGUGCACCCCGACACCCCAAACUCCCUCCUCCAUCGUUCCAGUUUCAUCCUCCGGGGUAGUCGCCACGGAAACCCCGGUGGUUACUACGACGACCAAAGAAUUGGCUUCAACAAUGGAAGUGUCUAUGGCAACCACCAAACAACCUACCCCCACUGCUCCCAUAACAACGCCUGCCCGUAAAUCAGCCUCUCGUCUCCAGACUCUGCCCACCAACACGUCGUCAACGGCAACAUCGUCGUCGCAGAGUUACGACGUAGCCACGGCGGCCGCUGCAUACGCACACGCGACAAAAACCGGGCAACCAUACCAGUACCCACAACAAAUAGCUGCACAGCAACAGCAGCAGGGUUACAGUGACUACGCGGCGUAUACAGCUUACCUGCAACAAAUGAGUCAAUACGGAGGUGGUUACGUACUGGGGGCAGACGGGCAGUACUACCAGCAGGCGAACCCGUAUGGAGCUUAUGCUGCGGCUGCAGCGGCUGCCGGGGCUUAUGGAGGAGAGCGAGAGGGAGGAGAGAUGGACAAGCACACGCUGCACCUGUUUACGGCGGUGGAGAUAGCCGAAGAGCUGACGUUGCGAGACGCGGAGCUACUGAGACGUAUCGGUGCCACGGAGAUACGCAAUGGAGCGUGGAUGGACAAAGAAAAGAAGCAGAAGUUGGCUCCGAAUGUGCUGGCGAUGGUAGAGGAUUUCAACUUCCUGGCCCAGCUGGUUGCCAAGGAGAUCCUCGCGGAAGAGUCCCUCAGAAAGAGAGCGGAAGUCAUAGCCACUUACAUCAAAGUUGCGAAGAAAUGCUACGAGUUGAGAAACUACAAUUCUCUGAACGCCGUUUUGGCUGGGCUGAUGUGCACACCGGUACAUCGACUCAAGAAAACCUGGAAAGAAGUGCCUUCGAAACGAAAGAGGCAAUUGGAUUACCUUAGCAACCUGAUGUCCGAGGAGCGAAACUGGAGGCAGUACAGACGACAGCUCGCAAAACACGUUUCGAGCAACACCUCUUGCGUCAUCUUCCUCGGAGUCCUCCUUAGCAACGUCGUCCACUACGAGUCUUAUCAACAGUUGAAGAGAUUGAGUCGUCUUUCGAGUGCGAUGCCCGUCGUCGCUAAGAAGUUGUCUGUGUGCGAGACUUUUACCGUUCUCGAAGCUAUUACCGUGCGGAAUCGAUUGAGGAAGAUGAGCAGGAGGGAAGUGGGGGGAGGGAGGAAUGGGAGAGGAGGGGAGAGGGGGGUGAAGUGCUUCGCUGUUGAGGAGGAGAGGGAGAAAGUGUCUGUCUGUGAUGAACAAUCCAUUCUGCACGGUGGUGAUAUGACGGAGAAAAUCUCCAUUCUCUCUCUCUCGGACGGGGAUUCAAGUGGCGACAUUUCCCCGGAUCUUCCCGACCUUGACGAUUGGUCGGUCGACGUGUGUCGCGAAGCCGACCGUCGUCUUGGAAACCGGAAGUUUUCCCCUUGGAAGAGGCCACGCCCCCUAAUUAGGAGAGGGCGGAGUCUAGAGCAGUUGUUGAAGGCGUGUCAAGUUGACGAUGAUGAUGAUUUUGAGGAUCAGAUGGUUCCAAGGCUGUCUCGCAGUUUGCCAAGACUUUCAUCGGUCACUUCGUACCAUCAAGUCUGGGGGGACAACGACAAGUCCUCACCUGGCAAAUCCAGCCCGACACUCCCGCAACCAAUUAACCCUUCUUUUGACAAUGUCGACGAUAAAGCACAGCUGUCAGUAGAAUACAAGUGCCCGGGUUCAUCAAAUGGAUUUCACAACGACGACGAAAUCUCACGGAUCGGAAGUGCAACAACGCUGAGCUCCGAGCAGAGCGACUUCGACAACGACGCACCGAACGUCCGCGUAAAGAGAUCACGGAUCGUGCACGAAGUUGAAUCGCCUUCACACGAGAACUCGGACAACGCACCGGAAAUUUCGGACGUGGAAAACAGUCAAAAGAUCACCAGAUGCAAUUUGGGAGGGAGUUCAUUAAGAAGAGGCGGUCACUCUAUAGAGAACAGCACGAAUGGUUUUCAAAGUGAACGAAUCGACGGUGAAAGCGUAAGAAACGGCGACCGUCAAUUUCCAACUGACCCCGUAGCCACGCGUGCAGACCGACAGCUCAGGAAGCGUUACACGGCCAGUGACGAACUGGACGUCAUUCAACUCCAAACCGCCCGUGAAGACCCGACCUCUGACCCCACCUCCCUGCUCAAACUCUACCAGUUUCUGUCGCUAGGCUACUCUGUGCGAUACACCAGCUCACCUUACAUUAGGGAGAUACUCUGCAACUGUAAAACCACGUCAGAAGCACAGAACUACAGACGUUCUUACAUCCUCGAAUCCUUAUAGCCAAUACAACCAUUGUCACAUGUAUGGAACAUUGUCCCUCAACUGCAUGUAAAAUUCUAUCCCAUACAAUAUUCAUUAAUACUAGCACACGCAACAUGGCAAUGCGAUAUAAAUAUUCGUGAACCUAGCCCUAGUCAUUAUCCUACAUGUGGAUUAUCAUAUUAUCGUUCCGUCAAUAUUUAUUACGAACAUUGUUUAAACCGUUGCCUAUGCUCUAUACACACAGGUUGUAAUACUUGAUGAUGCCCUUACAUGGUAAUACAAUACUUGAUUGAGGGGAAUGUGUAUUAUACUUUUUGAUUGAAUCACAAUUCACACUGUGUAUAUAAGACAAUGUGCUAAUAAUGACAUUUCAUGAUUGGCUGAGGUUAAAUGAUAGAAUUUUGUACAAAGAAACAAAAACCAAAAGCGAUUCGAGAAUCUCGGGAAAAUCCAUGUUUUUUCACUAGAAACGCUGAUAGUAUAUCUCACGUCUGGGGAGGACCUGUUCCUCGUUCCAUGUCACGUCACCACUCUUCGCGUGCAAUCUGUCCAGAACCUGUCUUUGAAUCGCCGUCGUCCUCCCGGCUACUUCCGUUCCCUUUCCUCCUCUCUCCUCUUUCCUGUGCACUUUCGUACAGGCAGUUAAUUGCUUUUGGUGGUCUGGGUGGUGGGCUUUUUUCUUUUCGUUGUUCUCUCUCUGGAGGCAGGGGAGGAGGAGGAGGAGGUUGAGGUUGGGCGCCUCCGUCGACGUCCCAAGCAACGCUCAAGCCACGACGACGAGACUUCUCUUGCGACGAGUCGGAAUCGGAGGACAGACACGAUCGAGAAGGCUUCUUCACGUGUUUGUCCUCCUCUGCGGCCAUUGUUUCCA